Closterium sp. NIES-67 is the source of this 1302-nucleotide messenger RNA. The record is from the annotation of a GenBank genome assembly. NCBI's taxonomy places the organism in Eukaryota, Viridiplantae, Streptophyta, Zygnematophyceae, Desmidiales, Closteriaceae.
ACCGCACUUCCCAGUAGAAGCAACCAGCCCCACGGACCGUCAGCAGUCCCACACCACUUGGUGCUGUGACCUGAUUAGGUGCAGGGCGGUCAGACUGGCCGUCGCCUGGCACACCACCCCCAGCUCGCCCCACGGGAACCGAGCAACCGCCCUAGACGGCUGUGCUCAAGGCGGACCACGUACUAAGAGGUACGUCGGUAAGGAAACACGCACCACUGCCAGACUCAGUUUCGUGGACGAGGGAAUUAGAGCUCCUCAGGUAGACCGCGACAGAAACUCAUUACCGCCAUUGAAACGCCCCGCCGCCAUUGGAAUGCGCGCCGGAUGCGCGAUGCCAUUAAAACACGUGCCUGAUGCACGAGGUUGCAGCAUGGUCAUACUAUCCUCGCCACGAACCCUGCAUCCGAACGCCGGGACACCGACUGUGCGGGCGGGAUGUGAAUGGCCUCUCACGCGACCGCCAAUGCUCUAUUCUGGUCACGCUGGCCGCGAUAAGGGCGCGAGAUCCACAAAAAAUCCGGCCUGCCGUAGACGUCGACGGACGCACAGAACCGCCGUGAUCUAUCCCGCGAGCCGCGCCACACCUACCACGUCACGCCUCACUGCCCGCGUCAGAGACGCGAGCAGUUGCAGCGGGUGAGGCAGUCCGACCGUGCGCGCGACAAGGAGAGCUGUCAGGAUCUUACGCGCCGGGAAGACCGCAGGGAGGAUGUUUGUGCCCCGGAGUGCACGCAAGUGGAAAGUGCAGCCUGGGUUUAGGGUGGGGGCGGGAGGCGACGAGGAGAGUGAGGGCAUCAUAGGGGUGCAGGGCACGGAAUGUGAAGGGGUUGAGAGGGCAAGUGGAUGGGUCAGGGCUGUCGCGGGGGGCAGGGCUGUCGCGGGGGGCAGGGCUGUCGGGGAGGGGAGGGCUGUCGGGGGGGGGCUGCCGGGGGGGGCAGGGCUGUCGCAAGGGGCAGGGCGGUCAUGGUGGGCCCCGAAAAGCGAGCAAAAGAGGCGCCGAAACAUCGGGUCAGCAUGCCAACCAGGAAACCUCGGCGCUGCUAGGUGAUCACCCAUUUGCUCGUGUGAAACUGCCCUUGCUCAUUCAUGUGGUUAUUGGGUUGUUAUACCGCGACGAUACAGGCGUGGGAUACGAGUGUUGCACAGGAUGCAGUCGACGAGUUCCUACAAAAUCGGGAACUACCUGAUGAAAUAGAUUUUCCCAUGCAGUCAUUCUAGGUUGUGCCAUAUCAUAAGCAGAACACUAAUAAAUACCCUUAUAUUUGUUAAAGCUGCAUACUAUUGUUUGUGCUGUGGACGAAC